Magallana angulata is the source of this 2939-nucleotide messenger RNA. RefSeq lists its product as uncharacterized. Lineage: Eukaryota; Metazoa; Mollusca; Bivalvia; Ostreida; Ostreidae. The transcript is spliced from 16 exons. The coding region runs from base 164 to 2086 and encodes 640 amino acids. The record is from RefSeq and is a predicted model, not a curated record.
CUUUCGGUUUCCCGACCUAGUUCGAACCAGUUCUGUGCUUUUUGUUACACAAUAGAUGCGCAGGAUUUAAACCGGUCCUAGUCGGUUACUUGAUUUCCGUUUGAUCUCGAACUAGCCGAAACCACUUGGCACUUGGUGUGCUCAGAACUACGUCAUCUACUGUAUGAUCAAUUCAUUCAUUGUAUGGUGUGGUGCUCGAAUUUACAACACAGACACCAUGAACAGCUUCAGAAACUUAUGGCGUUUGGCAUCUUUAGCGAUGGCCAACACUAUUAACUCGGCAAGAACUGUUGUACCGUUGGUAGCUAAAGAACACUUGGAAGAAGAUGAUAAAGUGGAGAAACUGUGUGAUGAAUUCUGGGAAUGGAGGAUGAAAGAGAGUCCAGAGUUUGCCUCCUACUGUGGGGAUCAGCGGUACUGUGAUUUAUUGGACGACAUCGAUACAGAGGCAUUCAAAGGCUUUGAGGAGGAUGUCAAAGAAAUGGCAAAGAAAGCUGAGGAAAUAGAAUGGAAUAAAUUAUCCAAGUCUGGCAAAGCUAAUCUAUAUUUGCUGAAGGACCAGUUUGAUACAUUCAUUGAUGGAAUGGAACACAAGGGCUGGUACUUUCCAAUAAAUUUUAUGGAUGGUCUGCAUGCAGAUAUUCCAAAAGUCAUUAGUACGUGUCCGAGGCAGUCGGAAGAGGACUUUGUAAAAUUCAAUAAAAGAUUGGAAUGUUACGCCAAAAAAGCUCAACAAGUGAUACAGAUUCUGCGGGAAGCGUUAGAAAAUGGAUAUGCUUUUCAUAUGUACUCUGUGGAAAUGGUUCCAGAACAGAUCCAGGAAAUGAUCACGGAGGAACUGACUCCAGACAAAGAUGUAUUCUUGACUCCUUACCUGGAUGCCACUCCAGAUAUCGUUGAUCCAGAAACCAGUGAAAAAUUACUAGAAGAGGCAAAGGAGAUUAUUUUAACAAAAGUCCGACCAGCCUUCAAGGAACUAGCCGAGUACAUUGAAAAAGAGUAUCUCCCUAACACACGAGAGGAUGUUGCCCACACCUCCCUUCCCGAUGGGGAAGCCCUCUACCAGUCGUGUCUGGACUUCCACCUCUCCACCAGCAUGACCGCCAAGGAAGUCUUUGAACUUGGUCUGGAGGAAGUGGACAGGAUCGAGAAGGCCAUGAAGAGAGUCACCAAGGAAGAGGGGUAUGGUGACGACAUCCAAAAAUUCAAAGAAGACAUAUCCAAGAAAGAAGAGUUCCAUUUUAAAACGGGGGAGGAGCUAUUGGAAUAUGUGAAUGACAUUUGCUUCAAGAAAAUUCAGCCCAAACUGAAAAAGAUCUUCAAAUUCUUUCCUGAAUCUCCCCUGAUAAUUGAGGAAGUUCCUCCAAUAAUGGAUACUGGAGACACAGCAUUCUACUUCAAUGGAUCUCCGGAUGGAUCCAGACCUGGAGUGUACUACAUUGGAACAUCACAUCUGGAUGCAAUUCCUAAAUAUGAAAUAAUGGCCCUGAGUUUGCAUGAAGGAGAGCCAGGCCAUCAUUUUCAGGGAAUGUAUGCUAUGGAGUCUGAAGAUAUCCAUCCAUUCAGACGAUGUCUAUGUGACAUCAACUACUCAAGGUCUCCAAGUAGAUUUCCAAUGAACACAGCAUUUCUAGAGGGUUGGGGUUUAUACUCGGAGUUUCUAGGCGAGGAGCUAGACCUCUAUGAAGACAACUAUUCCCUGUUUGGAAGAUACUGCAUGGAGAUGCUAAGAGCGGUCAGGCUUGUUGUUGAUCCAGGGAUUCAUGCAUUUGGAUGGUCUUUCGAUCAAGCUUUGGAUUUUAUGAUUGAAAAAACCUUCAUGGACCCCAAGAUGCUAGAAGUGGAAUGCAAGCGAUAUGUAACCUUUCCGGGACAAGCUUGUGCAUACAAAGUGGGAGAGUUGAAAUUAAAACAACUUAGAAAGAAAGCUAAAAGUGCACUAGGUGAUAAGUUUGAUAUUAAAGACUUCCAUGACGUAGUACUACAGUGUGGAGCGGUGCCCCUCAAGUUUUUAGAAUAUGAAGUCAAUGAAUACAUCAAAGAAGAACUAGAAACAUUGAUGACUCUAGAAUCACUGGAAGAUUGAACAUUCUCUCUCUCUAGGCCCCACCCCCAAACGGCAAAUAAAAAACUCCACCUAGCCCACCCACUUUGGGCAGUGAAGAACCACAAUGCUUCAGUUGCAUAGAAAAGGCUGCCUUUGGGAUAUCACAUCCUUAAUUUAUUUCAUUACAUCAUCAUAGAGUUUUAACAUGGAAAAACAGUUUUUUGAACAAAUCAUGAUACCACUUGCAGUGGGUGUUAGGUGGAUGUAUGUAUUAUGAUUAAUGAUGACUGUCCCUUACUGCAUGUGGUGUGAAACUUGACCAAUAAGCCUGGUUUGUUGAAUGCCCAUUCAUUUUGACCGAGGCAUAAGUACAUUUUGGUAGUAAGAUAUAUUUUGAAUCCAAAAAUUUUAUGGGGAGAAAUGAUAUUCCCCUCUCCCCAAAUAUUAAAAUAUGGGUAAAUAAAAUUUCAUGCAUUGAACGUGGUUUUUGUUUACAAGGCUCUAAUCCCAUACUUGGUUUUAUUUUCCCCAGCAAAUUUAUCAUAUUGAUAAGUAAAUACGAUUGAUCAACAAUUUUUUUAGACAUUGAAUCUCAAAGGAAAAUGCAACUUUAAUUUCCUCUGAGUUUUACUGUAGAUUAUUCGAGGGACAGGCAGUCUAAAUUAUUAUGUUCAAGAGCACAUUCUGUGAUGUUUUUUGUUUUAUUUUUUGUUUUCUUGUUUUAAAUACUAAAACACCGUCAAACGAAAAUUAGUGCUAAAAGUAUUGCGUGUAUUCUGCUUUGCAAGAGGUUUUAUACAUGACUAUCAUAGUAUUUGUCUCUUAUUGUGAAUAACCUGGUUAAAUUAUCAUUGAAAAUAAAUUAUUGAAAAAUAAAUGACCGAAAAAAAUC